AUGGGGCUUUUGGAUCUCUUCAUUGCUGCAUCAAUUCCUGUCUUGAAGGUGCUUUUGAUAACAGCACUUGGAUCAUUUCUUGCUCUUAAACAUGUCGAUGUGUUAGGAGAAGAAGCUAGAAAGCAUGUAAAUAAUGUUGUAUUUUAUGUUUUCAAUCCAGCCCUUGUGGCCUCCUACCUUUCUGAAACUAUUACAUAUGACAGUAUGGUGAAGAUGUGGUUCAUGCCGUUCAAUAUUCUCAUCACAUUUGUCAUUGGUUCCAUACUUGGCUGGAUUGUUGUGCAACUCACAAAACCUCCCUCGCACCUGCAUGGCCUCAUCGUGGGUUGCUGUGCUGCAGGGAAUUUGGGGAAUAUGUUUCUUAUCAUGAUCCCAGCAGUUUGUAAGGAAAAAGGAAGCCCAUUUGGAUCUCCUGAUGUCUGCCAGUCAUUUGGAUUGGCUUAUGUUUCACUUUCAAUGGCAAUUGGAGCCGUUUAUCUAUGGUCCUAUGUGUUCAAUAUUGUGAGAGCAUCUUCAGUUCCGAGCAUUAAACAAUCUGAUAAGAUCCAUAGCGGUGAAACUUCCAUAGAAACACCCAAAUCUAAACUGGAGAGUGUCAAGGAACCACUGCUUGCAUCUGAGAAUCGUGCAAAUCAACAUGCACUGCCCAGAAUAACAUCUGCUGGGAAAGAUGAGGUUGUUUCCUGUACCAUGGUGGUUCGUAUAGGAUUGAUGCAGAAGAUAAUGGCGAUAGUCGGAGAUAUUAACUGGAAGUCACUGUUUGCUCCUGCUACAAUUGGAGCGAUUGUUGGAUUUAUAAUUGGAGUCGUCCCACAGCUCCGAAAGUUAAUGGUUGGCAGCGAUGCUCCUCUUCGGGUGCUUCAUGACUGUGCUUCCUUGUUGGGGUAUUUUACUGGCUAA
Molecule: messenger RNA, 900 nt
Organism: Dovyalis caffra
Lineage: Eukaryota; Viridiplantae; Streptophyta; Magnoliopsida; Malpighiales; Salicaceae
Source: the annotation of a GenBank genome assembly